Messenger RNA from Ctenocephalides felis (cat flea), 342 nucleotides. RefSeq lists its product as uncharacterized. The transcript has a single exon. NCBI's taxonomy places the organism in Eukaryota, Metazoa, Arthropoda, Insecta, Siphonaptera, Pulicidae. The record is from RefSeq and is a predicted model, not a curated record. Bases 1 to 342 code for a protein of 113 amino acids.
AUGCCUAAUGUUGGUAGCCUUAAACAAACCAAAAGGAUAUUACUAUCGUCAGUUGUUACUUCAGUGAUGACAUAUGGUAUCUCCAUAUGGGCUGAUGCUCUCAAAACUCUAAAAUCUAGGAGAAUGGCAGGACCUAUACAUCGUUUGAGUGCUUUAAGAAUUGCUUGUGCAUUUAGCACAAUAUCGGGGGAAGCAGUGUGCGUCAUUUCAAGAACUCUGCCUCUCUUAGUCUUAGCAGAGGAAAGACGGACAAUUUAUCAUAGAAGACUUCAACAACUGAGUCCUGAAAAGUUGAGAUUAGAAGAACGGCAGAACAGCAUUGACCGAUGGCGGCAACUGUAA